AUGUCAAGGGCAGAUGCGUUGAAAUUUCUGUGUGGAUGGGUAAGUUGUAAUUUAUGAGUUUUUAUGUUUUUUGUGUAAAAUUUAGUGUUGUUGAGGUAAAUAUACUUUUUUAUGUUAUUAGUGAUUAUGGUUAAUGUUUCAGGCGUCUGACACUCAUCCAGGUGGAGCAAAGUUUGAUGCUGAUAGUGUUGUAGAUGGAACAAUUGUGGCUGAGUUGUUAUGCCGAAUGUGAGUUGGUUUAUUUUGAAUUUUUAACUUAGGUUGAUAGAUAUACGCUUUUAUACCGAACUUAUAAUUACUGGAGUUACUUGGAGAAUUAAUGUUUUAAGUAGCUUUGCUAUAGUUUUAUUCGGCUUUUAAAACCAAUUAAGUAUAAGAUUGUACUUGUUUUGAAAUUAUUUUAUGUUAUUUUAGGUGCGAUAAGGUGUUUACCAUGGAGUUUGUUGAUGAAAUAGCUGAAUGUCAGUUGGAUGAGUUUGGGACAACAUCAGAGAGACUAAGGCUGAUUCAGAAGAAGUUGAAAGAUUUCUUUUUAGCUGUGUAUAAACGAAAUCCGACUGAAAAAUGUCGUCUUUUUCCAAAGGUCAAGGAUUUGUGUAAGUUCUAUACAAAAAUUAUUCUACAAGAGUUUGUCUGUUACUUUAUUAUGUUUUAAACUUUUUUGUAGUAUUUUCAGUCCUUACAAAAAAGGUCUAUUAGAAUUAACUAGUCUUAUUUUAGGUAACAAAGACGAAACAGCUCUGUUAACAUUCUUGUACGUAGUCACCUUCAUUUCGAUUUGCCAACAAGGAUUAUGUAAGUUAAUUUGAUUUUUGUUUUAUUUGUUUAGUGGCAAAAGACUUUCACGAUAAGCUCGAACAACAGUCCAGGACAAUUCAAAGGCGGUUCAGGAGAAUGGAAGCCAAUAUGGAUGACUUUCUAACCGGUGAAGACGAUUCUGAUGAAGAUGUAGCUGCAUUGAAAGAGACAAAUGAUGAUUUAGUGUUGCAAUUGGAAAGUGUUAGAAGUGAAGUAAGAUUUUGGGAUUUUUAUGUUGUACUAAGUAAAGUUGAGAUGUUGACGUUGGUUUUUGAACUUUCUUUUUGUUUUUAAGUAUUUAAACGGAGUAUAUUAUUGUUUUACAAUAGCUUUUAACUUUUUUUAAUUUAUAUUUUUAAAAAGAAAUGUUAAAACACAAAUUUAACGCUAUUAUUUUAGGUCGCAAGGCUACGAAACAGUGAAAUAUUGUUGAAUGAUGAGUUGAAACGAAGUGAAGCUAAACUGCACGAGCUUUUAGAAGUUGAAGAGAAAAGCAAAGAAAGAAAGUCAUCCGACGAACAGUUUUACAAUGAAAAUGUACGAAGUAAAGAGGCAAUGAUAAGUGAACUAGAACAACGAGUCGAAGAACUAGAAGAGGUGGUCAAGGAGCGGAAUAAGUCAUUGGUGAGUUUAAAAUUGUUUUUUUAUAGUUUACUGCGAUUUAAAUCUUAUGGAAAUUUUAAAAAAUUUAGGUGAUUUCUGUGUUUGUGAGUAGCAAAAUGAUAUUGACAUGAAAAAUGUGUUUAUGUAAACAAUAUGCCAAUCUGUUAAAAACUUAUUGUUUAAAAAUUCCAGACCGAAGUCCAAAAAGAGUUAGACACGGUAACUUCCGAACACGACCGAGAUGUACAAUGUUUCGAAGAGAUCAACGACCAAAACCGACGAGAAAUCGAAAAACUGAAGAAAGAUGCUGAAAACGUGAGGACAGGCAGUCCAGACUACAUUGAAAAGACGGCUCUUAAAGCACAUAUUGAUUCUUUAACAGAACGGAACGCUGUCUUAGAACGACGACUUAAAAUGUACGAAGAAAAACGAGAUGUCAUCGACGAUCUUCAACGCACUCUGAAUCUAAAGACAAAAGAGUUGGACUUACUUCAAGAUGAAAUUAAAAAAGUCAAACGUGAAUAUGAAGAAAUGAAAAAUGAAGUGGAAAGGCUACGAAAUGAAACCGACGUCCUGAAGAAUGAUUUGCGACAAUUGGAAGAGGAAAAUGAAAAUUUGAAAAGUGAAUAUGAGAGGAUACAGGAAGAGAAGGAGAAGUUAGAGAAAAAUGAAGUAGAUCUAACCAAUUCUCUGAAUGAUACAAAGGAGAAGUUGGAGAAUGAGUUAAAGGAAGUGAGGGGAACGUUAGAGCGAAGUCAGCUUCAGAUCAGCCAAAUGACAGAAACAUUGAAUGAAGAUACCGAGGAUGAGUUUGAUAACACUGUGUUUGAUCGGUAGGUAUUUACUAGUAUUAAUAUAUUUCUGAUUUGUUGAUAUAUAUUUUGUGAUAAUUUUUAUUAGACUAAAGUUUAUAAUGUAGUAAUGUUUUACUUUUUCAGACCACCAAGUGUCAGACGAAAACGAACAUCAAGCCGCCUAGAGAACCGAUAUCGUACAACAUCUUCAAAGCUAAUUGGAUUUGUCUACAAUAUCUUGUUCUGGAUUAUGCUGAUAUUUACAAUGUUAAUAACAUUUGGUGCUUCAAGGUACGCAUGGUGCACAUAUCAUGGACAAACCUUUACUCUACUUGGAGAAGUCAGGCUUAACACGAGAAUAUGCAAAUUAUACCCGGAAAUGUGCGUUUUCCCAGAGUUAUUCAAACGAAACAUGAAUGAGUAUUAG
Molecule: messenger RNA, 2622 nt
Organism: Bursaphelenchus okinawaensis
Lineage: Eukaryota; Metazoa; Nematoda; Chromadorea; Rhabditida; Aphelenchoididae
Source: the annotation of a GenBank genome assembly